UCGCCAGUUGCGCCAUGCACUAACGCGUUGUAUUCCGGUCUUUCUUCCUUUAUCGCUUGACUUCAAUCAUCCAGUUUAUUUUCCCUCUUUCUUUGCGAUCCCUUCCGCGAGUGCCGAUUGACGAUACGAUGACACGCAUCCCCGACACAGAUCCCGACGAUGAAGCGACCCAGCCUUUUUCUUCGCCUGGUGGCGGUAGUCUAUGGGAUGGCGGCCAUGUGGUUGAGUGGAUGGAACUGUUUACUGCUUUCCCCUCCAGUGCAACAAUUCUUGUCAUAUCCAGCCGGUCACUGACCUUUGAUAGCCCAAGCCACUACUAUCAGCCUUCAGAUCAUGACGCUCCCCCUUCGCAUGACUCACGCAAUGCCGCUGAUGUCGGCGAUGACAAUGCCAUGAUCUCCGCCAGACCUGAAGAAAAGACGCAGGCUUCAGAGAUCAACAUAUCCUGCUUGAAGAACAAAGUGACGUGGAGGGAUGUGGACGACCGAGCGCAACACAGCGAUCACGUCAACCUUGAUAUGUACUCGGAUGCUUCGACCAACACGGCGAUGUUCAAAUUGCACUGCGACGUCCGUUUCAAAGGCACCAAAGGCAACAAAAGCAACAAAAUCCAUACUGUUUAUUUGUUUAUAUACCCUGAGACAAUUCGGACUCUCACGUUGAAGUCCAACGUUGAUUUGCUUGCUCCCUCCUAUUCCCUUCAGUUCUCUUUGACGCGACCUCCGUCUCUGAUCGUACCAGCCAACAACGUCCUACAAUGUAAGCCGCAGAUCAAAGGUCUGUUUGGUUUGAUGCACUCUCUGGCCGAAGUCACCGCUUUCACCAUCCAGUUGAAUCACUCGCUCAUGACUAUGCCAAUACUACCACCCUUGGAGCGAAUCGUCCAUCUCUUCUCAGCUCCUACAGAUCGUCCGCGCUCAAAUGUGAGAUAUGCCAGCAUUGCCACCUUGUACGGUGGCAGGGGAGGCAAGAUCCUUGACGUCAAGGCGGCUGCCGCCAGGUCAGGAGAAGCAGACGAAGCAGAAGACACAUGCUUGCCUGCAUAUACUGCAUCGGCAAGUAGCCAAGCGUCUCUAAAACGCCAGCGCAAGGAUUCCAGUCCCAGCAGGCCGCGCUCUCCUGCACCACAUGAACGCAUGCUACUUCUUCUCGAAUCCAUGUACACAAGCAUCAGCAGAAUGGAGAGCCGGCUAGAUAGCAUGGAAGGCCGGUUAGACAGUAUGGAAGGCCGACUGCACGGUAUGGUAGGCCACUUUGGACAGUUGGACAACCGAUUAGACGGUAUGGAAAGCCGCUUCGAAGAGUUGGAAAGCAACGUGUUGGGUGCAAUCGAGUCCAACUAUAGCCCUUGUCGCUUCGGCACAGAAGAGAGAACGGAGAUCUUUGAGGAGAUACACGAGCAGAUUGAGGACUGCACACUGGGCAUGAAAUUCGACUGUGAGGAGAAGCUGAAGGAAGUCGAGUUGGAUGCCGAAAGAGCACUAGAGGAAUUGCAAGAGGAGGUAAAGGAGACGUUGGAGCAGCUGGAGGAGAGCGUAGAAGAAAACACCGAGCGGCUGGUCCAGCAGGGUUUACGGACCAAGCUUGAAAAUGCAAGCUUGCGGUUCGAUGGCACUGUAUUUCUCGACACUUAGAAGGCGAAGAGGAGACUACGCCUGAAGCAGAUGAAUGAGCUAUGCCAUAGACUAUGAAGCAGACGUACUCGGC
This is a messenger RNA of Trichoderma reesei QM6a, 1707 nucleotides long. RefSeq lists its product as uncharacterized. Lineage: Eukaryota; Fungi; Ascomycota; Sordariomycetes; Hypocreales; Hypocreaceae. The transcript has 4 exons. The record is from RefSeq and is a predicted model, not a curated record. Bases 129 to 1634 code for a protein of 501 amino acids.